CACGUCACGCGCGAAAUUCAGACUGGGAAAACAACAGGCGUCGCGCGCCUUCAUCUGCAGCCUGUGUGUGUACUCGGUGUCUCUGUUCCGCGGUCUUUAAACAUUAUCUGAAACGUUUCUCAGCGAUGACGGAUCAAAGCUAUUACUCCCCGAGCUUUAAGAAGCCGUGUGAUGUCCUGCGCAUGAGGAGGAAACGGGUCCGGAGCGCGGCUGCAGCCUGCAGCGGCUCAGAGGGAGCCGAGCUCCGGCCUUUCUGCCCCGGACCGCUGCUCCACACUCACACGCGAGCGGGCGGCGGAGUGAAGCGCAGAAACCCGUUCGCCAACAUCGAAAACACGUUCAACAGUCCAAAGAAGAGAAAGAGUUCAGAAGACACGGCGGAGUGUAAGCGGGGGACUGGCGCUGUGUGUGAGGGAGAGGAGCCGAAUGCUAACAGCUUCCUGAGAGAAAACCUGUUCAGCAGCGACAGAAGAGCAACUAACGCCCGAGUUCAGUGUGGAUACAAAUCACCUGCACAACGCCCAGAGGAACCAGUUUGUUUUUCUGAAGAUCAGUCCUUAUUUGAAGAGGUUGUAUUUGAGGCAGAAAAAUCCACCCCUAUCCUGAAGAGUCCAGGAGCUCCUGAUCUUUGCAGUGAGUCCCGUCCGGAGGUGUGUAGAGAAUAUCCAGCAGACUGGAGCCUGAAGACCCGCGUGCUCGUCACCUCUCCACAGUCUUUCUCCUGGGCCGAGCAUCUGAAAGCUCAAGAGGAAGCCCAGGGCCUGAGCUUGCACUGCAGGGCAGAAUACACUCCUCUACCGCAGAAUAUCCAGGACCCUCGCAGCUGUGCAGAGCUCCGCUGUGGUUUCCAGCAGUGUCUGCAGUACUGGCAGCAUCCUUCUCUGCCGUGGCUCUCUCUGUUCCCCAGGAUCGGAGCCAAGCGCAGUUUCUCUGGCAAGAGUACGCCAUGGGCACAGGAUGCCGCCUUACAGCAGAGCCUGAUGAGUGAAUGGUCGGUGAGCCUGACUUCUCUGUACAGUCUCCUAAAGGCCAAACUCUGUCCAUACUUUUACCUUUGUUCCUACCAGUUCACUGUGCUGUUCAGAGCAGCAGGACUGAGUGGAGCUAAAGGCAUCACUGCACUGCUUUCCCCAACCACCAGGGGCCUGCGUGAAGCCAUGAAAGCUGAUGGGAUAGAGUUCUCACUCCCUCUAGUGGAAGAGAAAAGGAAGAGCAAAGAGAACAGCUCCUCUAAUCUAAAUGACAACUCUCAGCUGACUGAUGGAGAUGAACAAAGCAGUGCCUUGACAUCAGAGUGUAGUGAUAAGGAAGAGGAGCAGGAGGAGGAUGAGGAUGAUGAUGAUGAAUGUUUCUCCUGGCUGAAAGAGAUGGGGGUGCAAGACAAGAUCAAGAAGCCUGAUGCCAUCUCAGUCAAGCUGCGUAAAGAGCACAACGAGGUACGACUGGACCACAGGCCUGAAUCAGUAGUUCUGGUGGAGGGCUCAAACACAUUCACCUUAAUCAACUUCCUCAUCAACUGUAAGAGCCUGGUGGCUGCGGCUGGUCCUCAGGCAGGGUUACCCCCAACACUGCUGGCCCCAACAGCGUUCAGAGGAGCUACACUGCACACACUGAAGGCACGAAGUGUAAAUGUGAAGACCCAAGUGAGGACAGGCUAUCAGGAUGUGUGCAGUCUGGAGGUCACUGGCCCCAUAAUGCCCCAUGCACUACACACACUAACACAGCUCUUGAGACCAGCCCAGAAAGGAGGCUUCUCCAUGGCACUCUACACACACGAGCCUAGCGCUGUUCUAAAUGUACCAGUCACCAAGCCAUCCGAAUCUGACAGACAGAGUAACGUGUUGGAGGAGUUGAGCCGGUGUGGGCUGCAGCAGCACACAGUGCAGCAGCUGAUGGAACAGGCGACGCUGGGCAAGAGUGCGCUCAGACACCUCGACAUGAGGGACUACUCGUACAGCUGGAGGUCCUGAUGACCUCCUGAACCUGUGCAAUGUGACUCCACAAUAAGUCAAACACUGCCUCUUAAUAAUUCAAAAGGUUAAUCGUUUAACCUGAUGUGUUUUUGUUUUAGUUCAUUUAGCUGGCAGUAGUUUAAGUUGUUAACAUAUGACUGAGUGUGUUGGUGUUUCAUUACGGGUGAAUGUGUGGAUGAAAAUGUAGCUUUACAUAAUGAAGAGGUGGGCAUUUCAUUUUAAUCUUGUGUGUGGAAUUGUGUGUAUUGUAUAUUAAAUGAACUGUGUUUUAAGUGUCA
Messenger RNA from Pangasianodon hypophthalmus (striped catfish), 2251 nucleotides. RefSeq names its product DNA replication fork stabilization factor DONSON. Gene Ontology annotation, biological process: nuclear DNA replication. NCBI's taxonomy places the organism in Eukaryota, Metazoa, Chordata, Actinopteri, Siluriformes, Pangasiidae. Bases 126 to 1970 code for a protein of 614 amino acids. The transcript has 10 exons. Gene Ontology annotation, cellular component: nucleus. The record is from RefSeq and is a predicted model, not a curated record.